AUGAGGGUAGACCCGUUGUGUGUGCGAUGUGGCAUGGGAGCUGAGACCAUAAACCAUAUGCUCUUUGAGUGUCCUCCGGCUCUCCAGGCUUGGGCAAUAGCACCCAUUCCCACGCCUCCCCAGGUUUUCCCUACGGACGCACUUUAUUCAAAUAUGGCACACUUAUUCUGGAAUCUCCCAGACAAUGAGGAUUUGGUGAUGUACCCUUGGUUACUCUGGUACAUUUGGAAAGCCCGGAAUUACAAGGUUUUUUCAAAUGACGACUAUAAUCCGCAGGACGUCAUGGAAUCAGCGGUAACGGAAGCACGGGCAUGGGCAGCAGUCCAAACGCUUAACCAAAAAAUGACUCUUCCCAAAAUAUGCUACAAGUACAAUCCUGAGGAUAAAAUACUAAACUUUUAA
Microthlaspi erraticum is the source of this 402-nucleotide messenger RNA. NCBI's taxonomy places the organism in Eukaryota, Viridiplantae, Streptophyta, Magnoliopsida, Brassicales, Brassicaceae. The record is from the annotation of a GenBank genome assembly.